CCUGCAAGAUGGAACUACUGUCACUGUGCGUAACUAAAUAGUUCAUGAUUCUCUGAAGAUCUGGACCCAGGCCUGCUCAGGCCAGAGAAGACAGCCAGGACCCAGCCUUGCUUAGGCCAGAGAAGAUAGCCAGGACCUAGGCUUGCUCAGGCCAGAGAAGACAGCCAGGACCCAGGCCUGCUCAGGUCAGAGAAGACACAACCAGAGCCGUGAGGAUUUUUUAAAUUAUUGAACUCAACCUACUCCCUCAACAUGACAAACAGUUCAAUGUUCUGUCCAGUUUACAGAGAUCUGGAACCAUUUACAUACUUUUUUUAUUUAGUUUUCCUCAUUGGAAUUAUUGGAAGUUGUUUCGCAACGUGGGCUUUUAUACAGAAAACCACAAAUCACAGAUGUGUAAGCAUAUACUUAAUUAAUUUGCUUACAGCUGACUUCCUGCUCACUCUGGCAUUGCCAGUAAAAAUCGUUGUUGACUUGGGUGUGGCGCCCUGGAAGCUAAGGAUAUUCCACUGCCAAGUGACAGCCUGCCUCAUCUACAUCAAUAUGUAUUUAUCUAUUAUCUUCUUAGCCUUUGUCAGCAUUGAUCGCUGUCUUCAGUUAACACACAGCUGCAAGAUAUACCGAAUACAAGAACCUGGGUUUGCAAAAAUGAUAUCAACUGUUGUGUGGCUCAUGGUCCUCCUUAUAAUGGUGCCAAACAUGGUGCUUCCCAUCAAGGACAUCAAAGAGAAGCCGAAUGUAGGUUGCAUGGAGUUUAAAAAGGAGUUUGGAAGAAAUUGGCACUUGCUAACAAACUUCAUAUGCGUGGCAAUAUUUUUAAAUUUCUCAGCCAUCAUUCUGAUAGCCAACUUCCUUGUAAUCCGACAACUCUACAGAAGUAGAGAUGCCGCAAACUACCCAAGUGUGAAAUCAGCUCUGCUCAACAUUCUCUUGGUGACAGCUAGUUACAUCAUAUGUUUUGUCCCUUACCAUGCUGUCAGGAUCCCAUACACCCUCAGCCAGACAGAGGUCAUAUCCGAUUGCUCAACUCGCAUUGCACUCUUCAAAGCCAAAGAGGCCACACUGCUGCUGGCUGUGUCUAAUUUGUGUUUUGAUCCAAUCCUGUACUAUCAUCUGUCAAAAGCAUUUCGACUCAAAGUCACAGAGACUUUCGCCUCACCUAAAAAGCCCAAGGCUAGGGAAGAAAAAUCAAGAAGUGAGAAUGAUGUAUAAGAUACAGGCUUUGCACGUUAGUCCUUCUUCCUGACUGGACUAUAAAGCUGGUCACAGUUUUCAAAUAUAAAAGAAGAUGCUAAGGUAGAAGAAGAUGCUUAGGAAUAAAAGCCACUGAUAGCUAGCAAUCAGGGACUGGUUUAUGCGAGAAGUCCUUUCCUCACCACAAGCCAAUCCUGUACUCUCACAGGUGCUGAUAUUAUUUAUCCCAAAUAUCUGUACAGGAAAACUAACAAAGCAUACUGAACCAAGAUCAACUGGAAUGGUCAAAUCGAGAAUAGCUGUGGUAAAGACUCAGAGAUUCACUUCAAUGCCUGGAACUGACUUCUUGAUGAAAAUAUAUCAAAUAAUCUACAUCUAAGUUGCCAGGAAGCCCUUCAGCAAUACCUUAAAGGUCUUUGGUGACCUAAAAAAAUAAAAGCAUCAAAACAUCUGCAUUAUUUUUAUUUAUAAACUAUUGCUUUGAAAGGUAGUAAACUCUCUUGAUUCAGCACUAUUUUUGACAUCUAAUUUUUGGUAACAGUAACAAUUUUUCAUUAUGAAAGGCUUAUAGUGACAGGAACAGGAGGUCACACUGGUUAAUUCCAGCACCCUAGGGGCUGAGGCAGAAAGAUCAUUAUGAGUUUGAGGCUAGCAUGGGCUACAAAGUGAACUGCAGGUCAUCCUGGUCUAUAAAAUGAGAGCUUAUACCUAAUUAAUUUUAAGAGGCAUUUGUAAAUACAUGGUUGUUUAUAUUGUAAAAAAAGUAUAUUUUUUUACAAUAUAAGGAAGCUACUAAAUUACUUUAACUACUGAAACUGUUUUGGAAGUAAAAAUCUACAUCAAAGGUAUUAAAAAAAUAACGCCAGCCAAAGAAUCUUAAAAUAGACACAUAGACUUACAUCAGUAGGCCAUGUUAGAAACAUAGCCAAUGUUGGGCCAUGGAUGCCUCUCAAAUCUAGAGACAAGGCCAACCAGAAUGAAUCUGCAACACAAAGUACAAGUCAGCCCAUCACUGACCAGAUCCUCUCUACUGCCAGUAAAUACACAGGUUUUGAGGAAUGGCAUUAAAUAAAAGACUUACUAAAACAACAGGAAAAAUACUGAUAAGCAUACAUGAGAUUUUGGACUUUGUGUUUUGGUUUAGUUCUCUGUUUUUUUCUUUGAGACAUGAUCUCCUGUAGCUCACAAUAGCCUUGAGCUCACUAUAUAGCCAAAAAUAACCUCAAACUCCUGAUCUUCUUCCUUCUACCUCCCAAGUUCUAGAAUUAUAGACACAUGCUACGAAACCCAGCUCCUCUGUGUGUAUUUUUUUCCUGUGUGUGUGUUUUUACACACAGACUACAAAUAUCCACAUAAAGCAGUUAGAAAUGGGUCAGAGAGAUAGCUCAAUGAUUAAGGGCACUUGCUACUCUUGUAGAGGACCCAGGUUCAGUCCAUAGCACCCCACAUCAGGAGUCUCACAUCUGCUUGCAACUCCACUUACAGAAAAGAUCCAAGUGGGUUACUACACCCUCGUCUCAGCUCCGCUGGCACCAGGCAUGCAUGUGGUACACGCGUAUACAUGCGGGAACUCACAUGCACACACAUUAAAUACAUCUUUUUGUAAAUACUCUAUUGCAGUAGCUGUUGUAAUUAGAGUGAUCCUGCAAUGAACGUGGGAGCAAAUGCCUGUAAGACCAACUGAGGUAAAAGGAAUACAAGCCAGUAUAGAUUUUAUAGCCAGACUGUUACACACACACACACACACGAGGGAUGAAGGAGGAGGGAGGUGGAAAAGAGGAGAGAUGAAGUAGCAGGAGUGGAGAGAUAGAGGGAAUAUAAAUGUGCUCCUGGAUGCCAAGAAUAUGUUUGAUUAAAAUGUUAUUUUUGUACUUGAAGAAUGAGUUUCAAAGUCCCAUGUGUAAGUUCACAAAUAUAUUUUUAGUCUGAAGUAAAUAACUGAAA
This is a messenger RNA of Grammomys surdaster, 3138 nucleotides long. RefSeq names its product G protein-coupled receptor 171 (gene Gpr171). The coding region runs from base 253 to 1212 and encodes 319 amino acids. The transcript is spliced from 2 exons. Lineage: Eukaryota; Metazoa; Chordata; Mammalia; Rodentia; Muridae. Gene Ontology annotation, molecular function: G protein-coupled purinergic nucleotide receptor activity. Gene Ontology annotation, biological process: G protein-coupled receptor signaling pathway. Gene Ontology annotation, cellular component: membrane. The record is from RefSeq and is a predicted model, not a curated record.